Molecule: messenger RNA, 1791 nt
Organism: Cuscuta campestris
Lineage: Eukaryota; Viridiplantae; Streptophyta; Magnoliopsida; Solanales; Convolvulaceae
Source: the annotation of a GenBank genome assembly
UAUGCAUUUUUCGUUUAUAUUUUAAUUUCUAAUUUCGUUUAUGCAAGUUAUGGAUUAAGAAACUCUAUGACAUCGAACAUGACUGGAUCCAGUCGUUUUCCUCUUCAGGAGCAGUAUCGUCAGAGAAAAAGCUCCCAUGAAAAUUGGGACAGGUUCAUUCCUAAUAGAUCUGCAAUGGAUUUUGACUACGCACAUUUUAUGGUGACCGAAGGAUGUAAAGCUAAAGAGAUUCAGGCCAGUUCACCUUCAAGAGAAGCAUAUAGAAAGCAGCUUGCAGAGAUCUUUAACAUGAACCGGAGGAUCCUUGCUUUUAAGAAUAAACCACCCACCCCCCCUUUGGAUGGUUUUCUGGAUAAGAACUCUUCCGCUUACCAGGCCAAACCUACUAAACCUCGUCGCCACAUUCCUCAGACAUCUGAGAGGACUUUAGAUGCCCCGGAUAUUUUGGAUGAUUACUACUUGAAUCUACUAGAUUGGGGAAGCAGCAAUGUUCUCUCUAUUGCUCUUGGCAGUACUGUUUACCUGUGGGAUGCUUCUGAGGGAAGCACUUCUGAAUUGGUCACAGUUGAUGAUGAAUUUGGUCCGGUUACGAGUGUUAAAUGGGCUCCCGACGGAAGGCAUGUUGCCGUUGGCUUGAAUAAUUCUGAUGUCCAGCUUUGGGAUUCCACGGCUAACAGAUUGUUACGAACUUUGAGAGAUGGCCACCAAUCACGAGUAGGAGCCCUCGAUUGGAACAAUCAUAUACUGACAACAGGUGGGAUGGAUGGUAUGAUUUUCAACAAUGACGUCCGGGUGAGAUCACAUAUUGUGGAAACCUACAGAGGACAUAGUCAAGAAGUGUGCGGCCUAAAAUGGUCGGCCUCUGGCCAGCAGUUGGCAAGCGGAGGAAACGAUAACCUUCUCUAUAUAUGGGACAGAUCAUCGACUGCUGUUUCUUCUUCCAACUCCACCUCCUCAACAACACAAUGGCUUCACAGGUUCGAGGAACACACAGCUGCAGUUAAGGCCCUUGCCUGGUGUCCGUUUCAGGGGAACCUUUUGGCAUCAGGCGGAGGUGGAGGAGACCGAUGCAUUAAGUUCUGGAAUACUCAUACUGGUUCAUGUGUGAACUCAGUUGAUACAGGGUCUCAGGUGUGCGCGUUGCUUUGGAACAAGAAUGAGCGUGAGUUGCUUAGUUCUCAUGGGUUUACUAAGAAUCAGCUCACUCUCUGGAAAUACCCAUCAAUGGUCAAAAUGGCAGAGCUUACGGGACAUACCUCCCGAGUUCUUUUUAUGGCUCAGAGCCCAGAUGGUUGCACUGUUGCAUCUGCUGCAGGUGAUGAAACACUAAGAUUCUGGAAUGUUUUUGGAACCCCUGAAGUCAAAAAACAGGUUCCCAAGUCUAACCCGGAGCCGUUCGCUCAUGUUAACCGAAUCCGCUGAUGCCCGAUUUACAUAGCUUGAUGUAACCUCAGCUGUUUUAGUGCUAUUGGAGGCUUUCAAGACAAGAGUUCAAGCAUUUGUUUGGCACUACUAAGCAUAUGGAUGGAAUGCUUAGGAUAUUUAUCUAUCUCUGAUGAGGUAAAUUAACCAUUUAUUUCCAAAAACAUUUGGGAUUAUAUUGAUCAAUCUUUGAUGAAAUCAGCCAUAUAUUUCUAACAAAACCUUUGCUCUUAUCGUUUCAGGUGCUGCAGUAUGCUUCAGUUUUGCUUCAGACCUUUGCUCCCCCGCCAAUGCAGAUUAUGCAGCGUCUAAACCAUUCGGAACCAAAUCAUCUAGUUUGGUGGAUAUGAAUGAAGAACAGUUACUGGU